This is a messenger RNA of Morone saxatilis (striped sea-bass), 1790 nucleotides long. Its product is annotated as xylose isomerase-like. NCBI's taxonomy places the organism in Eukaryota, Metazoa, Chordata, Actinopteri, Moronidae. The record is from RefSeq and is a predicted model, not a curated record. Gene Ontology annotation, biological process: carbohydrate metabolic process. Gene Ontology annotation, molecular function: xylose isomerase activity. Bases 95 to 1414 code for a protein of 439 amino acids. The transcript has 14 exons.
UGGGUGAACGGGGAACUGCACCCUUUGUUCUGGAGGAAGGACGUGGACAAAGUUGCAGCCUGCCUGCAGGAACCGUACAAGUUGAGAUUUAGCAAUGGCAGCGCAGGAGGAAGUCUUCGCGGGCAUUCCCAAGAUCCCAUAUGUACCCAGUGCUGGGGCAGGAGAUGUCAUGUGCUUCAAACACUACCGUGCAGAAGAGGUGCUGAUGGGGAGGACUAUGGAGGACUGGCUGAGGUUCUCAGUCUGCUACUGGCACUCCUUCUGUGGAACCGGUGCUGAUCCAUUUGGGUUUCCGACCCUCCACCGGCCCUGGAAUGAAGGAACUCCUAUGGAAUCAGCCAAGAUGCGACUCCGGGCUGCUUUUGAGUUUUUCACCAAACUUGGCGUGAAAUAUUACACAUUUCAUGACAGGGAUAUGGCUCCUGAGGGCUCCACCCUGGAGGAGUCCAACAGGAAUCUGGAUGAAAUAACAGACCUUGCUCUCCAGCUGCAGAGCCAGACUGGAAUCAAGGUGCUGUGGGUCACCUGCAACCUCUUUGCCCACCAAAGGUACAUGAACGGUGCAGCCACCAACCCCGACUGCCACGUUCUGGCCUACGCUGGCGCUCAGGUUAAGAAGGGGCUGGAUAUUGCCAAGAAGCUGGGUGCAGAAAAUUUUGUGUUUUGGGGAGGAAGAGAAGGUUUCAUUUCCAUCCAUAAUACCGAUGUCUCUGCUGAAUUGAAGCACAUGGCCAACUUCUUCAAAAUGGCUGUCCAGUACAAAGAGAAGAUUGGCUUGAAUUGUCAGUUUCUCAUUGAACCCAAACCUAAGGAGCCCUGCAAACACCAGUAUGACUAUGACGCUAUGAGUGUCAUAGGAUUCCUCAAGCAUUAUGGUCUGGAGAGUCACUUUAAGUUGAACAUUGAGCCCAACCACACCACCCUGGCAGGACACUCAUACGAACAUGAUAUUGUCAUGGCCUCUGCGUUUGGCAUGCUGGGGUCAGUUGACUCAAACACUGGCUCUCCUGACCUCGGAUGGGACACAGACCAGUUCCCCAUGGACAUUAGGAACACCACCUUGGUCAUGAAGACCAUCAUUGAACAAGGUGGCCUGCAGCCAGGAGGCCUGAACUUUGAUGCUAAGGUGCGCAGAGAGUCCACGGACCUGGAGGACCUGUUCAUCGCUCACAUCGGAGCCAUGGACGCUUUUGCAAGGGGACUCCGAAAUGCUGUCUGCAUUAUUGAGGACGGGCUCAUCGCUGGCAUGGUGAAGGAGCGAUACUCAAGCUUCAGUCAUGGCAUUGGACAGAAAGUGGAGGAUGGGUCUGCCACCUUGGAGGAAAUGGAGACCUUCAUCAAGCAGAACGGUGAGCCAAAAGUAACAUCAGGGAAGCAAGAAAAGUACGAAUCCAUCUUUAAUCACUACAUAUAAUAAAAACAUUGCUCUCCUGUUUCUGCAUAUGAUAAUCGUUGAAGGAGCUAUUCUGUCUCAGUGCUGGUGUGAAAACACUUGAGCACAUCAAACAUAGUGUUAGAGAGGGUGAGCACUGUAUUAAUCCCACUGGGAUUAUGAAUUGUACUUGUUUGCAGUUGAUUUACUAACUAAAAGUACAAAUAGCGACGUUGAACACUGCUAAAUGUUCAAGUAUCUGACAGACUGACAGACUUAUUCAGUACAGACCUUUGUGUAUCAGUAGGUAUUUGUAGUGCUACUGACACGUCAUCUGACAUUUGAUGUGACAUGAAGCUAUAUUAAUGUUAGCUGAUGACUAACGCUCACUGUGUAAUAAACACAUUUUAACAAUGAA